CAUAGGUGACAGAUCUGGUUCACUCACUCUCACACACUGGACAUCUUCACGUUGCUCUGUCACGUCUUGCCUGGCUGUUGGAAGCUUAGAAGAUGGCUGUGAACAAAUGUAUCAAGUACUGCCUCUUUGUUUUCAACCUGCUGUUCUGGAUCAGUGGAUGCAUCAUCCUCGGAGUCUCCAUCUACCUCAAAGUCAACCCUGUGUUUGGGGGGUUGUUACCGGGGCUGAACCUGCUGAUAGCCGUCGGUACCAUCAUCACGGUGCUCGGCUUCCUGGGCUGCUUUGGAGCCAUCAGGGAAAGCCGCGUCAUGCUCAUGCUGUUCUUCGUCGGGCUGCUCCUCAUCUUCAUCCUCCUGGUGAUCGCUGGAAUCCUGGGAGCUGUCGGAGUGAAUAAGAUUGAGGAAUGGUUGACGGAGAAGCUGCUACCGCUGAGGAACCAGUCGUCUUUGUUCCAGAUGUUCAUGCAGAAACUGGAAGAGCAGGCAAAGUGUUGUGGACUGAUCCAUGGACCUUCAGACUGGGGCUCAACAGUCCCCGCCUCUUGUGACUGCCGUGACACCACUCAGGAGUGCAAACUCGCAGACGGACAACGCAAAGUGUACUUGAGACCUUGUACCAAGUUGGUGAUGUCAGUCAUCGCGAAGGGUACAGUCAUCACCCUGGGGAUUGCAUUUGGCAUCGCAGUCUUGAUGAUCAUUGGAAUGGCCUUCGCCAUGACCCUGUAUUGCCAGAUUGGGGAGACGUAUGCCACGUUAAGCUAGGUACAGCUGCACUAUAGUAUACCACCUUAACCUAGGUACAUCUACACUAUACCACCUUAACCUAGGUACAUCUACACCAUACCACCUUAACCUAGGUACAUCUA
Oncorhynchus nerka (sockeye salmon) is the source of this 865-nucleotide messenger RNA. Its product is annotated as tetraspanin-8. The transcript has a single exon. NCBI's taxonomy places the organism in Eukaryota, Metazoa, Chordata, Actinopteri, Salmoniformes, Salmonidae. Bases 93 to 761 code for a protein of 222 amino acids. The record is from RefSeq and is a predicted model, not a curated record. Gene Ontology annotation, cellular component: plasma membrane.